Messenger RNA from Heterostelium album PN500, 1479 nucleotides. It is a transcript of the gene atxn10, whose product is annotated as ataxin-10. Lineage: Eukaryota; Evosea; Eumycetozoa; Acytosteliales; Acytosteliaceae. The record is from RefSeq and is a predicted model, not a curated record. Gene Ontology annotation, cellular component: cytosol. The transcript is spliced from 4 exons. The coding region runs from base 1 to 1479 and encodes 492 amino acids.
AUGAGUAAACUUCAAGAAAUUACAUUAUCAUUAUUAAAUCAAUUGAAUAAUAAUAACAACGAAAAUGGAGAAUUAAUCAUAUCGAAUCUAACUGAAUUGCUUUUAUUAUCUAAAGAAUUAAGCUCAAGAGAAUAUAUUGGAAAUGAAACAAAUACUAUAAAUUUGUUGAUAAAGAGUUUGAUGAUAGAUGUUGAUGGUGUUGUUUCAAAUAAACAAAAGCUACUAUCACUUAGAUUACUAAGAAAUCUAUGUGCGCAUCUACCCUUGAAUCAAGAGCGUAUUCUCAGCGAUGAUAACACUGCACAAUGGUUGUUGGCACAACUACAAGCAACGACCGACAAUGAAAAUGACAUCGUUUUCAUAGCCAUCAUGCAACUCCUAAUCAAUACAAUCGCCUCCAAUCAAAACACCCAAACAACACUCUGGAGAAAUCUAUUCAAAGUUAAUGUAAUAGACUUGCUAUUAAAGAAUAAUAAGGAUAAUGCAAAUAGAUUACAAUUGGUUCAUAUGUUGAUUUAUAAUUUGAUUUUGAAUUCAACAGAGAGAAUCGAUGACUUGGUGGUGGUGAAUAGCGCACUUGGAAAGUCUGUUUUAGAAGAAGUGCUUUGCACGAUAGAGAGAUUCGAUCAGGACACUGAUGAACACGACCAGCUAUUCCACUGGAGUUAUCUCAUCUUCAAGUGUCUCUAUCAAGCAGAGAAGUUCGUAGAUCUCUACAAACUGUUCGGUGACGAGAACUUUGCCAUUACCACACCACAACUCAAAGACAUUCGUAAUCAUCCAAUAUUCCAAGGUCAAAUAUCAUCCAAUGACAAUGAGAAUGAUACGAAUAACAACAACAACAACAAUGAUGAUGAUGACAAUCCAAUAGGAAGUAAUGAUCGUGAUGAAGAAGAAGAACCAGAUCAUUUAGAGGGAAGAUCAAAUAAGUAUCAAAUUAGUUUGUUGAAUUUACUUGAUGCUAUGGUUAACAAGCAAAAGAAUGUAAAGGACUUUGUACCGGACUGUGAUGCCGUCAUCAGUGUGAAGUGUUGUGAAUACUUGGUGUCGGAGCUGUCCAUUCUCUAUAAUAUCGACUUUAAGAAAAAGUCAGAGUUGACCUCGACGAUGACCAGAUUGAACGAGCAUGACUUUGGUGCGAUCUACUUUAUCUUUAAGAUAUUCGCAAAUGUCACUUGCUACACCGAUGAGAUGCUUCAGAUAGUGCCGCAGCUACAUGCAUUCAAGCAGGAAGACCUGAACACUAUGCUCCGAAAGAAGGGUCUCAUUGCCAUCUGCGUUGGUACUCUCCACAGCAACCCGGAGAUCGAUCACAGUCUGAGAUCACAGACAUCCGAUCCCGACACCAAGUCGAAAGACAAAGGUUUCAAAGUAGAGAUUAUCAAGAUCCUUGGAAAUCUUGCAUUCAGAAACAAGAGAAAUCAAGAUGAGGUAUGUUUUAAUAACAAACAAAAAGAUAACAAUAACAAUAACAAUUAG